Culex quinquefasciatus (southern house mosquito) is the source of this 353-nucleotide messenger RNA. Its product is annotated as mediator of RNA polymerase II transcription subunit 14-like. The transcript has a single exon. Lineage: Eukaryota; Metazoa; Arthropoda; Insecta; Diptera; Culicidae. Bases 3 to 245 code for a protein of 80 amino acids. The record is from RefSeq and is a predicted model, not a curated record.
UGAUGCCGUCAUCCCUGUUGAAUCCUCAACCAAGUCCGAUAGCCCACUUACCGGGACUGACAAACAUGCCGUACAUGGACGGACAAUCGGACACUGAUGGAAGUCCGUUUACGACGGCACACUCGCCAGCCGCUUUCAACUGGCCCGGAUCGCGGGAAAUGCUGCAACCAUCACUACGACCUGGCCAAAGUCCGAACCACAAGGCGCAGGGUGAGUAUUCUUCAUUGGUUUUUGUUAGCGGUUGAUGUGAUGAUCGUUACAUUUUCUUUCAGCUCCACUUCACAACACUUCCCGCGUUCUGCCAGCUGCAUCUGCAGGCCACUUAUAUCUAUCAGGUCCGGACGCGUUGGCUG